AUGCCGGCGGAAUAUGCUAAGAGCCCAACUGCAACCUUCCCCUCCAGCGUUCCCUCCUGCAGAUCCCUGUCAUCCAGUGAGGCUGGCCCCAGUGGCCCCUCCAGCCUCUCAGAUGGGGAGCUGGCCCGGAACUUACAGGACAGUGUCAAGCAGCGCAUCCUGUGCCUCUCAGAACAGCUGAGAGCGGAGAAGGCCGGCCGGCCCAGGAACACUGCGGGCUUCCUCAAGCUGGCGUCCACAGCCGACCGGCACCAGGCCCCCCACGUCUGGCGGGCCUUCGAGACGGCGAGCCAGCGCGCCUCUGCCACCGUUGCCCAGAUUGAGCGAACGCUCCACCGGUGUCACCAGCAGCUGCAGGGCUCAGCGCUGAGGGCAGAAAGCAGCCCGGGGGACAACUGCGAGCAGCCCAGCGAGAAGGCUCUGUUUUCAGAGCCCCCCAAGCCAGGUGCGGAAGACUGCCCGCCCACCGACCUGUCUGAUGUCAUUAGACACUUCUCUCCAGAGAGUCACUCCCCAGCCUUGCAGCAGGGGAGGUCCUUGGAGACCAAGCAUGGGGCCCAGCUGCAAGCCCUGCUGUGGCAGAAGGUGAAGGAAGAGUGGAUCAAAGUCAAGACCUUCCAGCUCAGCUUGCAGCUGUCCUAUCAGAGCCUCAAAGGGCAGUAUGUGACCAACCUGCAGGCAUCGCUGGAGUCCCUCUGGGAGGAGAGAUGCAGACACGUGCGGCUGGAAGGACAGGUGAAUGAGCGCCUACAGGGGCACCUGGACAAGAUUUACCGCCUCAAACAGAAUCUGGCCUGCACCGAGGAGAGAAUGGCCUAUCUGUCCUACGGAAGAGCCAAGGAGACAUGGGAAGUUAUGGACACGUUCAGGAGCCGUGCAGCCAAGCUGGGGGCUCUGCAGCAGACGACCCAGCUGGAGGUGACAGAGAGCGCGCGUAGCCGGCACCGGGGCUUCCCGCGCCGCCGCGCCAGUCUGCUGUGCACGCUGGCCACCGUCGUCCUGGUCCCGGUCCCCAGCGCGCGCGCCUGCUCAGUGCCUCUGCUGAACUCGCGCCUGCGCACGGGCGCCGCGUUCCUGUCCGUCGCGCUGGGCGCCCAGGAGUGGAAGAAGCAGCGUGCCAUCCCCGCCGCAGACUGGCAGGCCUGGCUCCCCUCCAGGUGGAGACUGUGUUCCGGGGAUUGCAAGCCUCUACCAGAGGGGCCUUAAAGGGCCUGGCUUCGCUAGCUCCUCCCGCCUCCCCAGACAGCUGCUUCUCGGCUCUCCCUUUCUUCUUCCAUCACCAGCAGCCCAAUGAGAGAAUCUGAAUUAGACAUCACUUCAGGCGGCAACAAGACAAACCCAAGCUAGACGUGGGAGCUAAGGACCCAGGCAUUGUGACCGGGUGGCCCCGGGAAACUUGAAAAAUGGGAAGGCAGCUGCAAGCCUUCGCUGCUUUGAUGGCUGGGGGCCUGGAGACAGGCUGCACGUGGUGAGUGCUGUGGCCCUUGGGCUCUGCGUCAUCUCGGGUGGACGCCAAGCUGCAGCCCCACAGCCCUUGGUUCUGUCCCGGGGACGUGGUGCAAGGGC
This is a messenger RNA of Kogia breviceps (pygmy sperm whale), 1566 nucleotides long. It is a transcript of the gene TEX28, whose product is annotated as testis expressed 28. The record is from RefSeq and is a predicted model, not a curated record. Gene Ontology annotation, cellular component: endomembrane system. NCBI's taxonomy places the organism in Eukaryota, Metazoa, Chordata, Mammalia, Artiodactyla, Physeteridae.